This is a messenger RNA of Bactrocera tryoni, 1603 nucleotides long. RefSeq names its product ubiquitin thioesterase OTU1 (gene Yod1). The coding region runs from base 153 to 1175 and encodes 340 amino acids. Gene Ontology annotation, cellular component: nucleus; cytosol. The record is from RefSeq and is a predicted model, not a curated record. Gene Ontology annotation, biological process: endoplasmic reticulum unfolded protein response; protein deubiquitination. Lineage: Eukaryota; Metazoa; Arthropoda; Insecta; Diptera; Tephritidae. Gene Ontology annotation, molecular function: cysteine-type deubiquitinase activity. The transcript is spliced from 2 exons.
UGGCAACACUAGUGUAGUCCAGAGGAGAAAAGUAAAAUCAGCAUAAAUCCAGAAAAUUUUCUUUAUUUUUCCAAUUACAACAAAAUUACCUCAUUGCUAAAUACUAAACGUUAAGCUGAAAAACUUAAAAAAUUCUAAAUAACCGUGUAAAAAUGACUGGCUCGUUUAGUGUUAAAAUAAAAUCGAAGAACGGCCAAUUCAUUGUGAAGGACUUGACUGCUAAAACAACGAUUGGCGAAUUGAAAGCAAAAGUUUCACAAUUAACUGAAGUGAAGGAACCACAAUUGCACAUACUCGCUGGUUUUCCGCCUCGUCCAUUAGAUUUAUCGCAAAAUGCACAUUCUAUAUCGACGAUAGGAGUUAGCAGUGGUGAAACAUUAAUUGUCGAAGAGAAACCAGCAAAUACAGCCGCUUAUUGCUUAGAGGAUGAUGAAGCCCUUGCGCGUAGAUUGCAAGCCGAAGAAGAGGAAGAGCAACUACGUCAAGUAGUUGCUGAAGCUACAAGGACAGAAGGUGCCAAUGGUCCACAAGCACCCGUUGAACUUCCAAGUGGUUCCAGCGGAAAUUUUAAUGGAAUUUUACUCAAAAAGGUUGUACCGGCAGAUAAUUCUUGCCUUUUUACGAGCAUACGUUUUGUGUUAAAUGGCAAAAUCGACAAUGAAGGCAGUGAAAUGAUGCGACAUAUUAUUGCUCAAGUUGUAUCUGCUGACCCACAAGAAUUUAAUGACGCUGUUUUGGGCAAGUCAAAUUCUGAAUAUUGCACAUGGAUACAAAAACCCGAUUCGUGGGGAGGUGCAAUUGAAGUUUCAAUACUCUCCAACUAUUAUGGCAUAGAGAUCGAUGUUGUAGAUAUACAAAAUGCUAUUAUUAAUCGUUUCGGUGAGGAUAAAAAUUAUGGACUACGAGUCUUUCUACUCUUCGACGGUAUACAUUACGAUCCCUUAUACAUGGAAACAGUAGGUGGCGGUGCACCUGCAACAAUAUUUCCAAUCGAAGAAUUGGGUGUAUAUCAUCAAGCGGAACAGUUAGCUAACGAAGCAAAAUCAUCAAGACAAUUUACCAAUGUUGAUAAAUUUUCUCUGCGUUGCUUGCAGUGCGAUGUUAUGCUGGUUGGUCAAGUGCAGGCACAGCAACAUGCUAAGUCGACCGGUCAUACUAAUUUUGGGGAAAUUUAAUACGCCGUAAUAUUUAGUUCGCUCUAUUUCUUCGCUUUCUUCGUAUUCGCCUAUUACGUACUCACAUCCUAAGACUUGUGAUUCACAGAUUGAAUAAAAUUAUAUAAGAGAGACCAGAGACAAACGAAGGGUCGUCCGGUUUUCUUAUAAUUUUCACAAAAUUGUCAUCAUAGCUGCGUUAGAACUUCACAUCUCAUGACAUUACUUAUUAUUUUUAAAUGAAAUUGUUAAUUUCUGGAUAUUUGUUAACCCAGUUUAAAUCUGCAAAAAAAUAAUAAUAUUUUGAACGUUUCAUAUAACGUUCUAUAGUAGCUUAGCUAAUCCAAAAAGUAGCAUAAAUUGCUUCAAGCCAGAAUUUUAAGUAUAUUUAAGAUGUUUACAAAUAGUUUGAAAUUAAUAACAAAUUACUCUGGUUUGCAAAUAUGUAA